AAGAGAGAGGACACCAUUCCUUUUGUCUACCCUUUUCUUUUACCUCUUGAGCUCAUUUCAUGAUCUUUUCCAAAUCAUAAUUCACAUCAACUCCCUCAUUCUCUAUCUAAAAGGUUGUAGAGAAAGAUGGGGGAUAGGAUGGUAGGUAGAUAUUGGUGUUACAUGUGCUCUCAAAUGGUGAAUCCAACGAUAGAACCUGAAACCAAAUGCCCUUUUUGCGAGACCGGAUUUGUGGAAGAAAUGACCAGCAUGAGACAAUACUCCGACGACAAUGGAAUUGAUUUAGGAUCAAUGAACACUCUGUCGCUUUGGGCUCCAAUCUUGCUUGGUUUGAUUGGUGGUUUAGGUUCUGCACAGUUGCGUAUCACAGGCAGGGAGCAAAUCAAUGAUAGUAACUCACAAGAUGCAGUGGAAGAUGAACUAGGAAGAGAAUUUGAAUCCUUGCUUAGGAGGAGAAGGAGAACCUCAGCUUCAGCUUUUCGGAUGCUUCAGGAGAUGCGUACUGUAGCAGCUUCUGAAUCAGAGAAUCCUGAAAAUAGUAGAGAGAGGAGUGGCAGAAUGAUCUUAUUCGAUCCAUUCAACGAUGAGGCCUUAAUUGUUCAAGGUUCAUUUGGUUUUAACCAAGGACAAAACUCAACUCAUAGGGCAGCCAGCUCUUUUGGUGAUUACCUGAUGGGACCUGGUUGGGAUCUGCUGUUACGGUAUUUGGCAGAGAAUGACCCUAACCGCUAUGGAACCCCACCAGCACAGAAAGAGGCAGUUGAAGCAAUGCCAACUGUGACUGUAGAGGACAGUAUGCAGUGUUCUAUAUGCUUGGAAGAUAUUGAGAUUGGAAGUGAAGCAAAGGAGAUGCCAUGUAAACAUAAAUUCCAUGGUGGGUGUAUUGUUCCGUGGCUGGAACUUCAUAGCUCUUGCCCAGUAUGCAGGUACCAGUUGCCUUCGGAUCAUUCCAAGAUUGAAGCAAAUGUGAGCAGAAAUAGUGAAGGAAGAGUUGACACUAAUGAUACCCAAAGUGGUAGCAGGGUAGGAACUGGAAGAAGGUAUUGGAUCCCUAUUCCAUGGCCUUAUGAUGGUUUGCUCACCUUACCAGGAUCGCAAAGUGGUUCUACUUCAGCUUCCUCAUCAGGGGCCACGCCAGGAAGUGCAAGUGCAGGUCAGACAGAAGAUAAUUGAAACUUUUUCUUAUUCCUGUUAUGUAAUGUACUGGACUACAUAAGCUAAUACUGCUUCUGGCCUAGCCUGAAAACUUUCUGCAGCAUAUUUUUGGCUGCAUUGAGGUGGUCUCUUUGCUGCUGUUGUAAAUUUGUUUUAUUCCAAAACUAAAAACAAAAAAAAAAGAUUUUAUUUUA
This is a messenger RNA of Theobroma umbraticum, 1349 nucleotides long. The record is from RefSeq and is a predicted model, not a curated record. NCBI's taxonomy places the organism in Eukaryota, Viridiplantae, Streptophyta, Magnoliopsida, Malvales, Malvaceae.